AUGGCACUGACGCUCUUUGACCAGACUGCUGCACCUGCUGCUGUGGUGCAGCCACUGGGCAGUGUGGCGGAGUGGUUCAGAGCGCUCAUGGGCAAGGACAGCGGCGUGCUGUAUGAGGACCCGCACCUGCAGAUUGGGGUGAAGAGUGAGUGGAAGCCACCGCAUGGCCGCGUGGUGCUCUUCCUGGGCAACAAGGGGACGGCGCCGCUCACCGCUCUCACCGCCUCCACACCGCCCACGCCCGGCCUGCGAGUCAUCCUCUCGCCGCUGCCUCAAGUCAUCCCCCCUCGCGCCCAGAUCCAGCUGCCAGUGGAGGCGGCAGCAGUGCUGGUACCCAGGGAGGCGCCGCGCCUGGACAUGGCAUACACGCUGCCCUCAGGCACGCGCGUGCCGCUGCGCCUGCACCUGCCCGUGGCGCUCAGCAAGGCGCUGCUGCCCGCGUCGCUCUCCUCUGCCGACUUCUUUGCUCGCUGGAAGACCCUCUCUGCCCCGCCGCACAAGCAGCAAGUUGUGCUGAGGGGAGUGAAGCCGCUGCCGCUACCUGCACUGGCACAGCUGCUGGCGUCCAUGCACAUCAACCCGCUGCCCAACCUGGAUCCCAACCCCAACAACAUAGUGGCGUGCUGCACGCUGCACACAGAGACCACCCCGCCCACCCUCCUCCUCGCGCGUCUGGAGACGGACCCAGCGGACCGCUCGCAGCUGCGCCUCACCUGCGCCUCCUCCGACCCCACCGCCUCCGCUGCGCUGAGGGACUUCAUCAGCGACAACAUCAGUGAGCUGCCACCCGCCUGGUUGCAGCCACCCCCAGUGGCCGCCCAGCAGCAGCAGGGGGGAGCCGCCAUGCUCGCCCUGCCCUGGUCCGGUGCCCCUGCUGCUGCUGUUUCUUCCCCUCCCGGCCCGACUGCCGUCGCCCCCUCGCCCGCUGCCCCUCACAUGGUGCUCCCGGGGGGUGCUCCUCCCCCUGCUGCAGGCAUGGCGCCCAUGCCGUAUGGGAGCAUGCCCAUGCAGGGGCCUGGGAUGGGCAUGGCUGCACCCAUGGGGAUGGGAGUGCCAGGGGAAGCGAUACAGGUCCCUCGCCAUCAGCAUCAAGCGAAGCUUCCCCUCUCGCUCGCCCUCCCUUUCCUCCCGUCGCCCUCCCGUUUCCCGUCGCCCUCCCUUGAGAUCGCCUUCGGGAUCUGCUGUCCCAUCCCGUCGCCCUCCCGUUUCCCGUCGCCCUCCCUUGAGAUCGCCUUCGCGAUUUAG
Molecule: messenger RNA, 1245 nt
Organism: Closterium sp. Yama58-4
Lineage: Eukaryota; Viridiplantae; Streptophyta; Zygnematophyceae; Desmidiales; Closteriaceae
Source: the annotation of a GenBank genome assembly